Molecule: messenger RNA, 772 nt
Organism: Pygoscelis adeliae (Adelie penguin)
Lineage: Eukaryota; Metazoa; Chordata; Aves; Sphenisciformes; Spheniscidae
Product: chromosome unknown open reading frame, human C12orf43
Exons: 4
Coding region: 1-660 (219 amino acids)
Biological process (GO): Spemann organizer formation; negative regulation of Wnt signaling pathway; Wnt signaling pathway
Source: RefSeq, a predicted model, not a curated record
AUGUUACUGGCCUUGAAAGAGAUAAUCAUUAUUCUUAUUUUAAACAGGCGUGAGGCGAAAGGUCAUGAUGAGGAUGGAAAUGAGCUACAGACGACACCAGAGUUCAGAGCACAUGUUGCGAAGAAACUGGGAGCAAUGCUAGAUGGUUUCAUCACUGUCUUGAAGGACUCAUCAGGACCUUCACAAAAUUCUGUGCAACAGUCUGACUCUGCAGAUGAUGGUUUUCGCCUCUUCUCUUCCUCUGUCCCAGGAGACUGUGGGAAAUCGGAGCCUUGCCCUGCAGCAAGGAGGAGACAGCCAUCUAGCUCCAGUGACAUGGACAGUGACCAGGAGUGGCAAAAGUACCAGGAGGCUGCUGUGUCAGCUGCAGACAUUCUGAAGCAAAGUACUUUUCCUGCACUGUCCCAGGAUUCCAGCCGAAAUCAGAGUCAGGGUUAUGUAGAGCACAGCCAGAAAAAAAAGAAGAAAAAGAAAAUUAGGGGAGAGAAUGAUAUUCAAGAGAAAAUAAUAGACCCAGCAGAGUGUGGCCAGAUCAGCAAAGAUUUGCCACAGUUGGUGUCCGCAAAUGGACAGCGUGAGAGACAGGACAGCAAUCAUACAGAGAACUCAGUGUUGCCAGGAGUUGUGAAGAAGAAGAAGAAGAAGAAAAAAAGAGAAUGAAGAUUUUGCUCUGCAAAUGGCAGGUGAUUAUGAUGGAUGAAGGAUGCUGAAAAAAAACCCUAACAAAAAGAGUUGCUGCAGAUGAGGGAAAACUAAUUGGCAAAGCUUCUGU